UAUGGUAACAGUCUUACCAACAGUCUUAUAUAAACUGUUGUGCGUAUUGGUUGCAGACGAACUUGAGAAAUUUGCUAAAGAAUUUGAGGAUCUAGUUGAUGAUGAGGGUAAAUUUAUAGGAGAUUUAGAAAUCUACAGGAAUAGACAUAUAGAAUUGUGUAAAUUAGUUGAAAGCUUGGAUAGAGUGGUAUCGUUUAUUACAUCUUCAUCAUUUUUAAGUCAUAUUACUCUACUAUGUAUAAUCUUAUAUAAUGUGAUUUAUCAUAAAUUAAAUACUGAAUUUACAAGUCUUCAGCUAUUUUGGAUAUUUUCAAUAAUUAUUCAUAUGCUAACAAUUGGAUAUCAUGGAGGAAAUAUUUACGUUUGGGCUCAUCAUCCCAUUAAAUCUAUGCUCUCUCUAUCACUUGUUUACGAUGGAGUUGACAAUGAUAAAUUGCUUCAGAUAAAUAUGUUUAUGAAUAAAUUGACGGGAACAACGAUUGGCGUCUCGGCAAUGGGAAUGUUUGUUGUCGAUCCUUCUGCAUUAGUAACGAUGUUUGGCGUUAUGAUCACAUACUUCAUUAUACUUUUACAAUUUCGAAUUGGUCAUAAAGAUUUUAACUGCAAAUGUCCAUUACCAUAA
This is a messenger RNA of Dimorphilus gyrociliatus, 622 nucleotides long. The record is from the annotation of a GenBank genome assembly. NCBI's taxonomy places the organism in Eukaryota, Metazoa, Annelida, Polychaeta, Dinophilidae.